Molecule: messenger RNA, 2895 nt
Organism: Cervus elaphus (red deer)
Lineage: Eukaryota; Metazoa; Chordata; Mammalia; Artiodactyla; Cervidae
Product: radial spoke head 10 homolog B
Exons: 20
Coding region: 199-2721 (840 amino acids)
Source: RefSeq, a predicted model, not a curated record
CGGGGCUCCCGGGGUCCCAGCCCUGCGGCCCUGUCUGCGGCCCCGGCUGGCUGGCGUGAGGGCCCGGUCCGGCUCUUCCUCGGCCUCCGAGGACCCGAGCAGAUAAAACUCCCCGACGCCUUGAAACGCACAGCUUUCAACUGAAGGAGUUAUUUGAUACUUAUCGAAAUAAAGUGAACCUUAGGUCUUCUAAAGGCCAUGGUGAAAGAAAAGAAAAAAGCGGAUAAAAAGGGGGACAAGUCUGCCCGUUCUCCCUCGUCUCCCUCCGAUUAUUCAGAGUUUGCCAAACAAGAUGGCAACACCGCAAGGCAAGACGCGUCCCCGAGCACCGCGCCGCCACUGGACGUGCCGCUCAAGGACCCGGGAGUCAAGAGAGAGGUCAAAAGCGACAGUCUGCCGAGUGAAGAUACCACCCAGUAUGAAGAGCCCGUUCUGACCAAACUCAUAGUAGAAAGCUAUGAAGGGGAAAAAGUCCGUGGACUGUAUGAGGGAGAAGGGUUUGCCAUCUUCCAAGGAGGCUGUACCUACCAGGGCAUGUUCUCCGAAGGACUCAUGCACGGACAGGGGACUUACAUCUGGGCUGAUGGAUUGAAAUACGAGGGCGACUUUGUGAAGAACAUCCCCAUGAACCACGGCGUCUUCACGUGGCCAGAUGGCAGCACCUAUGAAGGAGAAGUGGUCAACGGCAAGAGGCACGGAUUCGGCAUGUUCAAGUGCAGCACGCAGCCCGUGUCCUACAUCGGCCACUGGUGCCACGGCAAGAGGCAUGGAAAGGGCUCCAUUUAUUAUAAUCAAGAGGGCACCUCUUGGUAUGAAGGAGACUGGAUACACAACGUCAGAGAGGGCUGGGGGAUCAGAUGUUACAAGUCCGGGAACAUAUACGAGGGUCAGUGGGAGAACAACAUGCGCCACGGGGAAGGCAGGAUGAGGUGGCUGACGACUAACGAGGAGUACACCGGGCAGUGGGAGCACGGCGUCCAGAAUGGCCUUGGCACACACACAUGGUUUCUAAAGAGAAUCCCCUACUCCCAGUAUCCUUUGAGAAAUGAAUAUGUAGGAGACUUUGUGAACGGAUACCGCCAUGGCCAUGGAAAGUUCUACUAUGCCAGCGGGGCCACGUACGAGGGAGAAUGGGUCUCCAAUAAAAAACACGGCAUAGGCCGACUAACCUUCAAGAAUGGGCGUGUGUAUGAUGGCCCAUUUUCCAAGGAUCACAUAGCGCAGUUUCCGAAUCUGGAAGGGGAAGUGAUGAGCUACCUGGACUCGACUUCAGAAUCUGCCCUCGGGAGCCAGUGGUGCAAGCUCUCUAUCAGUGCCGAAAUCAUGAGAAAGCUUGAUGGCAAUGAAAGUAAUUCCCUGUUAGGCUCGAGCCUGGAGCUGGAUCUCAGUUUAUUGCUGAAAAUGUACCCUGAGAGAGACCAGUCAGAAGAAAAGAAGCAGGUAGAAUAUGCUAUCUUAAGAAACAUUACGGAAUUAAGAAGAAUCUACAACUUCUAUAGCAGCCUGGGCUGUGACCGUUCCCUGGAUAAUACCUUUCUGAUGACAAAACUUCACUUCUGGAGGUUUCUCAAAGACUGCAAGUUCCAUCACCAUAACAUAACCCUUGCUGAUAUGGACAGGGUGCUCGGUGCCAAUAACGACAUACCAGCGGAAGAAAUUCACUCUCCAUUUACAACACUACUUUUGAGGACAUUUUUGAAUUACCUCCUGCAGCUGGCUUACCACAUUCAUCACAAAGAAUACCAAGACCGAAGCCCAUCGCUCUUUCUGUGUUUUAAAAAACUGAUGAAUGAGAACAUUCUCCCCAAUGCCUGCCGUGUAAAAGGCCAUUUAUUCUGUGAGGCCCAGCGGACCCUCUAUUCAAUGACUUACGUGGACAAGUGCUGGGAGAUCUACACAGCGCACUGCAGACCAAACGCGGCCCCUCCCCACGAGCUCACCAUGAACAUGAGACACUUCCUCUGGAUGUUGAGGAGCUUUAAGAUGAUAAAUAAAGAAUUGACAGCAACCAAGUUUGUGGAGGUCAUAGCAGAGGAUAAUCCUUCCAUGUAUGAUGGAAUCGACAGUAACUUUGAACUUGAGCUGGUUUUCCUGGAGUUCUUUGAAGCUCUAUUGAGCUUCGCCCUCAUCUCUGUUCCUGAGCCAGCAACUAAAUUCUGUUCAGAUUUCCCAAACGAUGACCUGUCUGUUAACAAAGCUGGAAGCACUUACCCAAUGACAGCUCAGAACACCCAGAACAGGAGUCCAAGCGCACUAACAAGCCAGGAGUCCGACAUUCAGUUCAGCAGCACCAAGUCAUCUUCAAGCAAGUUGGGAGUCCUGCUGGACAUGAGCAAGAUAAGGAAGUCAGAGCCCCAAAUCAAGAAAUCUCUAAGUGACGGAAGAAUUUCCAAAGUGAAUUUUAAAUCUGCAGGAAAAGGGCUGACCUUCCUUUUAUCUCAAAAUGCACAUAAACAUGAAGAAACAGUCAAGGAGAAAAUAAAGGAAAAUAGGCUAUAUAACGAAGCAAUGGCCCUUCAGAGGAAGAUGGAAAACGAGGAGCUGGAAGCAAGGCUAAACAGCUUGAGAGAGGAAGAGGCCAAAAGACAAGACUAUGAGGUGGACAUCACCGUGAUCAAGGAACCGGUGGACGCCCCCUCCUCGAAUUUCACACCGAGCCCCCCAAAAGAGGACACAGUGGUGUCCAGCAAGUCCAUGACAAGCAAGAAAAAGAAAAAGUAGACGUCACUGUGUUUGUAAACGAGCCACAAGGACAGGCAGGUGUGAAAGGAGGACACCUUGUCUAAGUGAAAACUGGGGUUUGGGCCCACUGGGUUGAGGGUUUCUUAUGUGGGUGGGCCACCGAAAGGCCUAUGUUUUGACAGCUGAGCUGAAUGAAAAUACACACAUGGGGUA